Molecule: messenger RNA, 1422 nt
Organism: Belonocnema kinseyi
Lineage: Eukaryota; Metazoa; Arthropoda; Insecta; Hymenoptera; Cynipidae
Exons: 4
Coding region: 1-1422 (473 amino acids)
Molecular function (GO): nucleic acid binding
Source: RefSeq, a predicted model, not a curated record
AUGUAUAGACAGAUUCAGGUGCAUCGAGAAGACCAAGAUCUUCAACUCAUCCUUUGGAGAAAAUCAUCAGAGGACCCAGUUCAAACUUUUUGUCUAACAACGGUCACAUAUGGAUUGCCGUGUGCACCUUUCCUCGCUGUUCGAUGUCUACAGCAACUCGCAAUUGAUGAGGGACAAUACUAUCCUCUUGCCACCAAAGCCAUUCAAAAGGGGACCUAUAUGGACAAUGUAAUUACGGGUUCGGAUAUCUUUGUGUGCAACAGACAUUUGCUUGAAAUUCAAACUACGUUUCCUUCAGCAUUCUGGCAUUAUGUACCAUCAGCGAGCAAUCCAGCUGAUUGUUCAAUGCGAGGUAUCUCUGCCAAGAACUUGGGUCUCUUUUCACUUUGGUGGAAAGGACCGGAUUGGUUAAUUUCAUCGUCCAUCUGGCCAGUUCAGCCUUUGUCAAAGAAGAAGAAUAAUGUGGAUAUGAAAGAACGAGAGAAACUUUUACCAACUACAGUUUGGUUAAUAAGAUUCCUGCUAUACCGUCUUCAUCCAUCAGACCCGAUGAAACCAGUGUUGACACUCUCAGAACUUCAUUCUGCAAACCUGGCCUGGAUUCGGCAUGAACAAUAUCAUUAUUUUGGAGCUGAAAUUAAUAUCUUGAUAUCGGAAAUGUCUCUAAAGAAUAAAUUGGCUCGAUUAACACCUUAUAUUGAUGCUAAAUACCUUCUAGGAGUAGGAGGUGGUUUAAAAAACUCUAUUCUGAAUCCAGACGAGAAACACCCUCCCUUUCUUUCUUCGGAAUCUACGUUAACGGCUCUACUUGUCGAUUAUCAUCAUCAGCGUUGUCUUCAUGUUGGUGUUCAGCUCACCCUCGGAACCUUGAGGCAGCAGUACUGGAUUCUGAAAGGAAACCAGCCUCAGCAACUAAUGAGGAAUCUUCCAGCAAUUCGUUCAAGUCUAAGUAAACCAUUCCCACAUACUGGUGUGGAUUAUGCUGGAUCUAUCGGCCUCCGUACCACCAAGGGUCGUGGAUAUAAAUCUUAUAAGGGCUAUAUUGCUGUUUUUGUUUGUUGUUUCACCCGUGCUGUGCACUUGGAAGUAGUAUCCGACUAUACGGCAAAUGGCUUUCUAGCGGCUUACACUAGAUUUGUUUUCCGUCGUGGAAUAAGCAAAACAUUAUCCAGGGACCAGGGAACCAACUUCAUUGGUGCUGACGCCAACCUUCGAACCAUGUUUUCUUCAGCCUCAAAACAAUCAAAAUUCGUUGCUUCAGUACUUGCUGCUAAUGUCCCUGAGUGGAGGUUCAAUUCACUAGCUGCACCUCAUUUUGGCGGACUUUGGGAGGCAGCUGUGAAGUCUUCUAAACACCACAUUCGCCGAGUUCUCGGAGAUAGAACGUUGACAUUCGAGGAAAUGAGCAAAUUUCUUUCCUAA